UGUGACAGCAUGACGAGGAGAAUAGUAGCCAAAUAGCUUUCUAUCAUCUCUACAUGGGCUGUGUAACAUUACAUGCGCUGCAUGUCGAUAGCUGCUUGGCAGUAACAAAGCAUUGGCUCGGCUUAUGACACGGUAGCCAGCAUUAGAACAUCCUGCCAUUUGUACAAAUAUUAGCUUUUUUAAAAUGUUUAAAAUUUUUGUUUAGUUCAGGUGAAUUAGACAGGUCAGUGGUCGUUUCCCAAUCGUGCAACCGAUCAUGUUCCGAUUUUUACAAGUGUCUGUGACGUCACUGAGCACAAAAACAUUUGUUGAUCGUCAUGGAACAAUUUUAAUAUUGGGUAAAGAUGUAAUCUUUCUUCCUCAAAAACAAAGGAAAAUACUUGUAAAGUGAGUACAGUCUGUGUGUAAUAUUCUAUUUUAUACCUUCUUGUAGUAAUCGGGAAUACAAUUUUCUCAAUUCUGCAUGGGUUUGGGUCGAAAGUAUUUGUAUAUGUUUCGUGUGUUGAAACGCGAGACUGAUGCCUGUCUUUUCCUGAUGGCGUUGGGUAUUUUUGAGCUAAAAUUUCAGCAAAUAUAUUAAACUGCUGUUGGUGGUUAGAUGCUGUUUUGCCGUAUUUAAUAAGAAACCUUAAAUCUUUACGUAAAUUUAAGCUAUAUAAAUCGCGAAAUAUCGUUAUUUGCUGCUGUGUAGCAGCUGUUUCUGGGUAUUGAUUUCGAAAGUUCCUAUUUAUUGGCGCUCUGUAUUUCAGUAUUUGUUGUGAGAUAUUUGCGCCGUAUGCGAUUAUGUGUAUUUCAUACUUUAAUCCCUGUAGCAUACUGCUUUGUUAAUAAAAAUGUGUUGCAGCAUAUUUUAAUACAUUGUUACAGAUUUUCCAGGGCGGCAGGUUGAAUAUCUCGAUUUAUUGUAUAAAUACGUUCGAAAAUUCCAUUUUUUGAAAAGUUAUCUGCUAGUCCUCUGCUAUUAGCUAUCUCCUAUCGAACGAGUUGGGCAAAAAUCUUGAUAUUUACCUGAAUAAUGAUCAAGACCCAUGAUCAAGACAUAAUUCCAUGGUGACUCAUGUGACAUUCUGAACAAAACUAGUAGAGUAAUUUUGAUCACAUUUUUGCAUGCAGGCACAAAUAUUAAUGGUAAGCUACUGAUUCACAGUAAAAAUUAAACAUUUGAUCAUAACAUGAUGAUAUUGGUGGCUGUAAAUUGGUGUUUGACUUGUGUUACGACGAAGUGACAUCAGGUAACACCAACCUAACUACUUUUGAAUUUAUUCAGGAACCGUAGAAAGGAGAAACAUACAAAUAUGUCUAUCUAGUAACAGAUUAUAUGUUAGGUAAACUACUAACACAGAGAAAUUUUAUAUUUUGGAUUACAAUUAUAGUAUUAAAGUAUUGCUACAUAACACAUGUGACUCAUGUUACGUGACUGAUGUUACAUAUAAAGUACAUCUUAACCUGACUGUAAAGUUUGGAAAUUGCAUGCAGAGAUUUCAAUAAUUUAAUAGUAAAUAUAUAUAAAGCAUUACAAUUGCACGGCUGAUAUCUCCGAUGCGCAAUACAAACUUUCCACACUGGCAUCUUAAUUGUUUCUAAUAGCUUCUGAAACAUGAACACUAAAACCUGGGACAACCAGGGUUCGAGAUUGGAAUUUUUUACUAGUAUCCAUUAUGGAUACCAGCAUUUCAAACUUGAUAUCCAAAUUCAAAAAUCGGUAUCCAAAUAUAAGAAUAAGGUAGAAUCAUGAUAUCGAAUGUUGAAAACUUGGAAACAUAUGCACACACAAGCCAUUAGGUAUUCUCUACUUUUAGUUCACUACAGAGUACAGAGAACAUUGAUAAAGUAUUAAAGUUACAAAAUACAAUAGAUAUGCAUUAUUUCUAAAUAUAUCCCUAACCUUGACCAUAUAUAUAUGAACAUAUUAUUAUAAAUUUCCUGUUCUUCACCAAACUAUUUUGCUGUAAUAACUAGCGGGUGUUUCAGGCUCUUGGUAACUAGCUAACGGAAGAUAGAUAGAACUUUUAUUUAUACACGCUGACCCCGUCAACCGAAGCUGAUUUCCACGAGGGGCGUGUGCCAAAAAAUUGAAUAAGAUUUUUACAUGUACAGGAAAGUGAUAGUUAGAGCUAUUUACAAAAGUUUUAAGAGAUAUAGAAUAACAUAUUAAUGAGUAUUAAAAUAGUAACAUAUUAAUGUCUAAUGAGAAAGUUGUCAGAUUAUUUACAGGCACAUUAUUUACAAUACUUAUUCAUAAAUGUGAGCAGUGAUUUUAUUUUGAAAGGAAGAAAGUGAUUUGCUUUCCCUAAUUUCUUUUGGAAUAGAAUUCCAAAGUUUAGCUCCAUUGUACAUGAAACUAUUUUUCAUGUUAUUAGAACGAGGUUUUGGUAAACAAAGUUUGAAGCAAAGUUUGAAAUUUGAAGCAAAGUAAAAUAUAUAUUAAUUAGAGUUUGCUGCUCAAGCCUCAAAGUUUAUGAGUGUUUCAAACAUUAUCUGUAAAAUUAUGUAUAUAUUUGUGAUUCCUUUCAUAAAGUUUAUAAGAAAUGUUCAACAAUUGAUAUUUAGGCAAGAAUUUCCUGGUAUCCAGUUAGGAUAUCAAGGUUUUAACAUCUGGUAUCCAAAAUUCAAAACUGGUAUCAUCAAGGAUACUAGGAUACAGCCAAUCUCGAACCCUGGGGACAACCCAUGUAUAUCAUCUUACAUUACAUUUGAAUCAACAACAAAUUAUAUGAAAUAUAAUAUAAAGCUGUACUCUACGAAAGUAAAAUAUACACAUAACCUAACAGCGAUAAUAUGCUUAAAAAUAACUGAUAUAACUAAACUGAUGUGAUGCAUGUACCUUGCAAGUUGUGUAACUAUAAGGUACCAUACAUGCCAUAUGACCUCAAAUUUAAGCAAAAAAUGUCAUCACUACCAUGGAUUCGAAUUACCCAUAAUCUGUCUGACAGAUUAUAUUAAUGCAUAGGCAGCACAAAAAUGUGUGACUGUUGAAAUGUUUACCCUCGUGCAUGGCACUCGGGCAUGCAUGCGAGUCUACUCAGUUUAUUAUUAUGACAAGAUGCUUGUGUGAUGUUACUCUGAGUGUAUAUAUCCACACCAGGCAGGGUUGAAAAAUAUGCCUGGCCAUAGUGGGAAUCGAACCUACGACCUUUGGAAUACCAGCCCAAUGCUCUGCCAACUGAGCUACGCGGUCAGGUCAGUUCGAGUAAUUGCAAUACUUCGGAACUCAGUCUAGUUCCUUUGAUAUCAGUGUAGUCUAAUAAUCAUGAUAUUUGCUGUGUUGGUGUAAUGUACUCAUGUGAAUGAGAUGCUUGUGUGAUGUUAGUGUAUAUCCACACUGGGCAGGCUUGAAAAAUAUGCCUGGCCACAGUGGGAAUCGAACCUACGACCUUUGGAAUACCAGCCCAAUGCUCAAUUUUCAAGCCUGCCCGGUGUGGAUAUACACUCAGCAACAUCACUCAGUAACAUCACACAAGCAUGUUAUUCACCUGAGUACAUUACACCAAUACAGCAAAUAUAAUGAUUAUUAGAUUACACUGAUAUCGAAGGAACUAGACUGAGUUUCCGAAGUAUCGCAUACUCAAACCGACCUGACCGCGUAGUUCAGUUGGCAGAGCAUUGGGCUGGUAUUCCAAAGGUCAUAGGUUCGAUUCCCACCGUGGCCAGGCAUAUUUUUCAAGCCUGCCCGGUGUGGAUAUACACUCAGAGUAACAUCACAUAAGCAUCUUAUUCACCUGAGUACAUUACACCAACACAGCAAAUAUUAUGACAAGGUUGGCAAGACUUUUAACGGAAAUUUAUUACAAUGUUUUAGAGGUGUGCAUCGGAUCGGAUUGGACGUUUAUAAUCCGACAAUUGCCUAAUGCUUAAAAUUCGAUCCAACCCGAUCCGAAAUUGUCUAAUCCGAAUCCGAUCCGAGUUUUGAUAAAGGAUUCCAAUCCGAUCCGAAGAAUUCUUUAAUAAAAUAAAUUUCUCAUUCCACUGAGUUGAAAUAUUUAACCAAAUAAAUAUAAAAGCAAGAAAUACAUGUCAAGAAACUGACAAAGUGACGUCCAAUUGAAGUAUCAAACGAAUAAUGCAGCGACAACCGCGAUAAUGCUUUGAUAAAUGCAUGGAUAAUUAAUUCUUGCGAUAAUGCAUGGAUAAUUAAUUCAUUUUAUUUCGGAUAUCGAAGUCCGAUCCGACUACGAAACAACUGUAUCAAUCCGAUCCGAAAUGAAUAUUUUGGUUCCGAAAUCCAAACGAAUUGGAUUCGGAUUGGAUUUGCACACCUCUACAAUGUUUACUAGAGUAUGAAUAUUUCGUAAAAUUCUAAGGAUGUUAAAAUUUAAGCGAAUUUAACGGCAGAGUAUCCGAGUUUGGAGGUACCGUUGGUGGCCAAGGCUAGUCGGCGAUCUAGCCUUGUCUGGCAAAUGACCGCAAUGGCAAACAUUAGGCAAAACACUGGCAAACAUUUAUGGCAAACUGGCAAAUGGCAAAACUGGCAAACAGCUAUGGCAAAACAGCAAAAAACGUAAUAAUAAGGCUAAUUAUAGUAGCAAUAGGAGUUUGCCAUGACAAUUCUGCCAAGGCAGACCUCUGGCACCUGUCACACUGAUGAUCAGUGGAAAAAAGGACGCAUUCUAUAGUAGUCUAUAGAUUGUAUCCUAUAAAGAAAAACAAAUAAAAAAACCCCCAAAACAACCAAAACAAAACAACAAAAAACAAAACUAAAACAAAAAUAAAGAAAUUAACCCGAGUAUCAACAAACAUUAACCAGGGUGGGGAAAGGGCGAAGGGGAACAGAGCGAAAGAGCAGUUGUAGCUGGCUAGCCAAGCUGUAGCAAAGUGACGGAUGCGCGAUAAUUACAACUGUUCUAAGUGACGUCAGGAGCUCCCCGCUGCUAGAUACAUCUGCCGUUAACUUCGCUUAAAUCUACGUUUCACCACAUUUAACGGCAGAGUAUCCGAGUUUGGAGGUGGUGCCGUUGGUGGCCAAGGCUAGUCGGCUAUCUAGCCUUGUCGGGCAAAUGACCGCAAUGGCAAACAUUAGGCAAAACACUGGCAAACAUUUGUGGCAAAUGGCAAAACUGGCAAACAGCAAUGGCAAACAGCUAUGGCAAAACAGCAAAAAAACGUAAUAAUAAGGCUAAUUAUAGUAGCAAUAUGAGUUUGCCAUGACAAUUCUGCCAAGGCAGACCUCCAGAAACGGUCAGUCCCGUCAAGUACAUAACCACCCUUAUGCACUUGAAGAGGUAGUGCCUUGACAGAUUGCCAUGGACACUUGACUCCAUGGACUGACCGCAACGUAUCACCAGCACCUACCAUGGGGGAAGGGGAUUAAGCGAAGGUUGGGCUAAGAACAAACCAACACAAGUCAGACUAGCAUAAUAUUUAUAUUCAUUUUAACAUAACACCCUAGUUACACUAGCUAAUAAAUUACGCGGCGUUCGUAUGUAUGCCAGGUAAGCUGAACUGCUCCAUCGUCCUAAGGUCUGGAUCAUAUGCUCGGGGACGCCUGCCAGGCCUGCUGUAGUAGCCGCGCCAAUCCGGAAACUCUGACUGUCAAAAUGACCAGUUAUACCAGCCUGGCUCAGCAGUCGACGCUCUGUAAAAACUGUACGUGUCAAGGGGGCGCCAUUGGAACGGACGAACAGAGGGCCGUCGGCACCUCCACGGAUCUCCAAGUAGCUGAGUAGCGAUUCGACCGGACACAUUGUGACCCUGACCCAUAGUCAGAGUGCAGCCUUGCCGAAAGGGAUCGGUUUUAGAUACUUUGAUAAUCACUUGAAGACAAGACGGAUCGACUCUUCGGUCAAAGGCAACAUCAUGAUGGGAUAAGUGAAGCGAUGGAGAAUAGGAAGUGCCAUGAGGUACAGUAAACUCGGAUGAUCGCAAGAAACCAAAAUAUGCCAGACAACAAGAGGCCCAGAACAAAACGUCAUCGUAGACCGCGAAGUUCAAGCAGCGAUAGAUCGCGUUAAGAAUGUCCGGUGUAAUUGGAAAACGCUUAUCUUGAGAGCCACCUUUGCAACGUUUGAUGCCCUUUACCACACGCUGUAAACGCAGACAGCCAACUAAGGGAUCAGGAUAACCAUGUUCGAUAUGGAGUGCUCGGACGGCUGACAGGUAAACUUUUAUGGACGCAGGUUUCAAGUUAUUCGCCAACCACGUAGCGAAAAGGCAAAGGGUCCAUUCACCCUACGGGAGAGGCGACCCAUUCGAGUUCAAGCGAUUUUCGGAUUCACAAAAUUGCAGAAAUGACCAUUGGGCAGAAGCGUGGGUUUUAUGGGUUGACGACGCUAAACCGUGACGAAGAAAACUAUGGCAUUGGGUUUCUAGGUCCGUGGCGAGGAUUGCUGGAAGAGGCGUUGGUAGCGAUGAGCAAUUGGGGGCUAGCUGACGAAACACCUGCCAAUUGAAACGAGAGAGUGCAUCAGCGAUGGGAUUAGCUAUGCCUGGGAUAUGACGCGCCGCAAACGUAAAAUUAUAACGGGCCGCCACCCCUAGCAGAGAAUGCAGCAAGGCCAUUAUGUGAGUGUCACGGGAAGUGCGCGAGUUCAAAAUAUGGACUACAGAAGUAUUAUCUAACUGAAAGCACACGCGUCGAUUGGCCCAUUGGAUACCCCACAAGUGAGCAGCGAUUACAACAGGAAAAAAUUCCCUGUAUGCGAUAGACAGCGGCAUUUGUGCUGGUGACCACACAUGACUGAACCACUGUUGAUGGUAUACGGCGCCAUAUCCAAUGGAACCCGCGGCAUCCGAUGUAAUCACCAGAUCGGCUAAUGGCAGGAGUCCAGGUAAUAGGAAAAAGUUUGUACCAUUCCACUCCUCAAUGAACUGGACCCACCACUGCAAAUCUAAUCGAAACUCCACGUUAAGACGGAUGGGGUGGAGCGGGUGGCGAAAAACGCAAAGAAGAUUAAUCAUUCGGCGCAAAAAGGUACGACCAGGCCAAACCACAUGGCAUGCAUGGUGCAGUUUCCCCAGCAGUGACUCUAGCUGCGUACGUGUGCACCAUCGUGUCUGUUGCCAUUCUUUCAGGAGCUGCUUGAGAGCUUCUAACUUAACCUUGGGUAGACGCGCAAUUUGGAGAAUGGAAUCUAAUUCGAUUCCCAAGACAAUUAAACAGGUCGUGGGACCGUCCGUUUUAUCGGGAUGUAAAGGGACGCCCAAACGGUUACAAACGGAGGAGGUAGUGCAUAAGGUCGGCGAUGGCGUAGUUAUUAUGCAAAAUCCAUUCUAUCGCAUCCGCAAUGGAAUUGAAAAUGAAUGGCGCUGAACGUAAAUCGAACGGAAGAGCAAGAUCUACGUAUAACUUUCCCCGCCACUUCAUGCCAAGCAGAUGACGUUGAGACGGCAGUACAGCGACGUUACGAUAUGCGCUUUGGACGUCAAACUUAGCCAUGAGUGCACCCGACCUAAUUUGGUGACCAUGGCAACGACUUCGUCGAAUUUUAUAUACUGCAGAGAGAAUUGUUCGGGGUCAAUACCAUCAUUAACACUACGCCCAUGUGGCGACGACAAAUCCAAAAUCAAACGCCACUUUCCUGGUUGACCAGCCUUGGGGAUCACGCCAAAACUGCUAACGUGCAAAUUAGGUAGCGGGCUGCUAAGGAAAGGACCGGCUACCCGUCCCAAAGCGACUUCGUUCUGCAGGUACGCGUCCACGAUCUCAGGAUGGGCAGUUGCUGAAGCUUUAUUUUUUCGUGCAGAGGUUACAGGGAACUGGGGGAAAAAACCAAUAUCAAAGCCGUGGGCAAUCCCACUGAGAACAUAAUCCACUUUGGAACGAUCCUGAUGGGACUGGAGUUCGCAGGCAAAUUCAUGCAAAUUAAGAGGAGAAACCACAGAAACGGGAGGGAGAGUGCCUAGAAAUCAAUAGAGGCGCGUAUUAAGGAUGUAUCAGAUGAGUAACUAUGUACGGCUAGGCUAUCGCUAACGGUGUAAAGGCUACACUACCACAGGCAUUAGAAUAGAGUUAGCCAGAGCAAAGGGGGUCUACUAGUAUACUAGCGCAAUGCUAGCCGAAUACCACUGUGCGAAAGACCGAUUGGGUUACAAUCCGCCAAUAGCCAUAUAAUACUAAUAAUUUAUUCAUUGUAAAGCGCUAAAAACUAUUAUAUUCUAAAUAUGCUUGAGCUAGAGCACGAGCACGAAAUAAAUAGGUCCCUGUGUAACGCAACGCGACAGGCUUAAGAACCAGUAGAAUGUGACAUCCCGAAAAUACCCAUUCUAAGCGGCUAAGGUUAGGGUUAAAUACUGUCAAGCAUUGCGAUACCCGAUAUUUAUGCAGUACGGUCGCCGCUGAACACGCAAUUGGCCGGCUCGUAAGGAGGUGACGAAUUAGGGCUACAUUUCCACGCCACGCAGUCGCGAAAUAUAUGCGGUUUAAUAGGAUGUCAGGGUUAGGGAUUGGGUAAAAUUAAUGACUAAUCUAUUUCGCGACUGCGCGACAUGAAAAGACAACCCGAAUAGCACUUCCACCAACCUGUAGGCUAAAAAAUAAUACACGACGGUAAAAACGAGGAGUACGUAAGUUAACGCGUCACUAGCCAGGCACCUAGCUCAUAAUGCCCAGCUCCUAAGCGAACUUCCGAAGCACAGCAAAGCAAGGCCAAAGCAACUUAGCAUGGCAAGGCAAAUGGACGCUAGUGUACUGAGCAGUAAGAAGACUCCAGCUGUGAGCUUUGUGACAAAUAACACCGCCAGCGCCAUUAAAUGUAAGUGGUAAACUUAACGGAACCCUUGUGCCAAACACAUUUAUUGUAAAACCAGACCCUAAAUAUAUAAAAAACGUCAUCAUUAUAAAAACCUAGUAACUGAGAUUCACAACCAAAUAAGCAUGUUAACAAAUCCAAGUUAUAGAAAUUAAAACAGUACAUGAUACCCAUAACACACCGCCAGAGCGCUUGAUGAGUACUAGAGUAUUCUAGAAACGACGGCUUUUAGGUGGGAUCGGGUAACUAGGGGCUUUACCAGAAGUUGGACAGUUUAUGCCUCGGUGAUCCGCCGAACAGUUCGAACAUGCAUGGCGAAAGCGACACAAUGCAGUGGGGGCUACACACCGUCCUCGAUUCCACGAUGCACAGACUACAAACGCAGCUGAAUUGCCUUGCUCUUCGGUCACACGAUCGACCCGCGGUUGCGGAAUCGAAUGAGAAGAUUUCGCAGCAGAACCAGCGGUAUAAAAAUUGAACAACUGGACGUUCAGUUCCGACCAGUCCGUAAGGUUUAGAGCGGCUGCGUGUUGUCUAAAGGCCUUGUCGUACGUUAACCAUGCAGUACUCUGGAACUGGCGAUACGUGCGUAAAAUCAACAACUUGUAGGUCGUUAAGUCGCGCCAACGGUGAGGGGUUGAAGUACAAACUAUCAAGGUAUAUAUAGAAAACACCUCCACCCACGAAACAAUAUCAACAAUCUCUUUCCGCGGUUUUUUUAUCAUGCCUGUUAAAACUAGGCGACCAUCUAAAAGCAGAUGGGGCUCGUUGGACUCGUCGACGGCGUAGGAAUUCUCCGGGAGAAGAUCAGCCAGAUUUAUAUACUCCCCUGCAGUAAUAGCACCGACAGUUUUUGCAGGUAUUGGGGCAUAACCUGGGCCAACAAUAAAUGACGAGAAACCACUCGAUUGUGGUAACGAGAUCCCACUACUAGCGUUAGGGUUGCAAUAAUACGGCACACUACCCGUGGCUAGCGCAAGGGAGGGAGAACUGGAACUGUUACCCGACCAAACCAAUGAAGUAGAUGGCGUGGCAAACGUAUUAAUAAAAGAAGGAACGAGCCUACCUCUGGCGUCAGAUAAAUGAGCAUUAACACCACUAACCAUACCAUCAGCUGGAUGAACGGUUUCGUAAUUUGCGGUCUGCGAUUCCAAAUUGUUUGGGGGAGCAUUCUCAGCGAGGUUAUUUGCUGGACGAGACGAGGACUGCCCAGCGUUGUUUGCGACUGCUGCGGUUGACGAGACAGACAAACGAGCAUCAGUGGCGGACUGAACAAGGCCUUCCAAGCUACCUUGAAGCGCUUGAACCACUGGUAAAGAACCCGCAUUGCUCGUUUGCAUCGCUGACACGUGCGAACUGGUUACUGGCGAACUCGUACUCGACGGCGGACGAGCGGAGCUAGUGCUAGCAAUAUCGUUGCUCGUUGACGUUUCCAUACUAUUUCUAGUCAGCCGAGGCAUGUUGAGUAAAGUAACAAGUAAUAAUAACACGCAAUAGCAAAGAUUUAUAACAGAGCGAAAGAGCAGUUGUAGCUGGCUAGCCAAGCUGUAGCAAAGUGACGGAUGCGCGAUAAUUGCAACUGUUCUAAGUGACGUCAGGGGCUCCCCGCUGCUAGAUACAUCUGCCGUUAACUUCGCUUAAAUCUACGUUUAACCACAUUAUUUUCGGGGUUUUCGCAAAAUUUUGUCAAAACUAUGCUGGGGUCACGUACCCUGUGAUGUUGUCAUAUUUUUUAAAUCUUGAAGAAGUGCUGAUUGGCUGUUGCACUGGAAUGAUGUACAACAGCCAAUCAGCGCUUCUUCAAGAUUUAAAAAAUAUGACAACAUCACAGGGUACGUGACCCCAGCAUAGUUUUGACAAAAUUUUGCAAAACCCCCGAAAAUAAUUCGCUUUUUACAUCCUUAGAAUGAAUGUAGUAAAAUUACCAGUGUUUGAAAUGAUGUAUAUUUUAUAUUGUUUGUAAUUUGCGAAAUAUUCACACUCUAGUAAACGUUGUAAUAAAUUUGUGUUAGAAGUCUUGCCGACCUUGUCAUAAUAAUAAACUGAGUAGACUCGAUGCAUGCCUGAGCGCCAUGCACGAGGGUAAAAAUUUCAACACACAUUUUUGGGCUGCAUAUGAUUAAUGUUGACUUUUAUAGCCUCUCCGGGCCGUCCCCUUGACAAGUAAAUUCAUCCGGAGUUAGACAGAGUAAAAUAAUAAAGUAGGGCGCAAUGCAACUCAAUGGGUUAAUUUAACUAGAUACAUGAGCAGAUAGGCCAGUUAACCCAUUAAAAUUAAGCACUAGCGCCCUCCCCUUGACGAGUGAAAUCGUCUGGCUGAGUAAAAAUCUAAAAUAAUAAAAUAGGGUGCAUCAGGGUGCAAUGAGACUCAAUGGGUUAACUCAAUUUUUCCCUCAAAUUUUGCACUGUUGGCAAGGCCAACUGAUGGUAAGUUUUUUAUGAUGGUAAGUUUUUUCUAAUAGGGAAAUUUCAAUCAAGGUCAUUCAAAUUUUUGUUAGCCAUCCCCCCCAAUUUGUUUUCUAUGAAGCCACAUUUCAGUGUGUCAGUAAAUCAGAAGAUCACGUACAAAUAAUCAUUUAGAAAAAUGAUAUGAUAUUUAACAAAUAUAAAACAUUUUCCAUGUUGAUCAACACAAGUGGAAAUUGGGCAUAGUGUUUCCACACAAUUUCUCGUUCUCCCAAUUUUCACAAGUGUUGAUAUAAUUGUAUAUCAAUACGGAAAAAUGUCUUAUAUUUUUUUAUAGUAUAGCUCAAAGAAAUAUAAAGAAAGAAUUUUUUCGUGUUGACAUUGAGUUAUGCUCUUAGCCAAUCAGUGUUCAGAAUUGACAAAUGCUAUUUAAAGGGUAUUGGCAAUUAUUACUUUAUCUGAAAGAGCAUGAAAAAAUAAGCCGAUUGGCCAUUUAAUGCUCUAUUCUAUCUCAUCUAGCUGGUUCCGAAGUUAUACACAAAAAUGUGUAAAAUAUAAAUUGCUGAUUGAGCACAACGUGUGACGUCAUUAGUUGGGUAAGUGUGUUUGUUGAAUAGUAAACUGAAGCAUAGCUAAGUUAUUAUUGGCUCAAAUCAAAUGAAAUUUUGCACACAGAUAGAACACAUGAUGAAACGCAUGGGAAAAUACUUCUAAUUAAGGCAACACAGUCGUUCCCAGGCCCCUUACACUGAUUUUGAAUAACUAGUUGCAUUUAUCUAAUGUGUAUGUCAUUUUCGAAUUAUUAUCAUGCAAGUAAACUUUUGGCAUGCAUAGGUAUUAGGUAUGGUACACAUACUUCUGAUAUUAUUUUAUCCUUAUCAGUACCAUGAAUAAAGCUGUUUUAUAAAAUUGGCGCAAGGGGCCUGGGAGCGACAUUGUUAUCUUGGCAACAAAAUUAGAAGUGUUUUUCAAUGCGUCUCAUCAUGUACAAUCAGAAUGCAAAUUUCAUUUCAUUUGGGCCCAUAAUAACUGAGCUAUGCUUCAGUUUAGUAUUCAUUAAACAUACUUACCCAACUAAUGACGUCACACGUUGUGCUGAAUCAGCAACUUAUAUUUUGCACAUUUUUGUGUAUAACUUCGGAACUAGAUGAGAUAGAAUAGAGCAUUAAACGGCCAAUCGGCUUAUUUUUUUCAUGCUCUUUCAGAUAAAGCAAUAAAAAUUUUUAUUGCCAAUACCCUCUAAUUAAAAAAGACAUUACAAAUUGUGUAAUACUAUUUAACAAUUAGUCGCCGAAGGCGAGGUGAUUACAAGCCUAUAUUCACUGAGCCGAAGGCGAAGUGAAUAUAGGCUUGUAAUCACCGAGCCUGAGGCGACUAAUUGUUUUAGUAUAAAUUUCCAGGUGUUUACAAACAAUAAUCCACACAACUUUAUAAAAAUUCACUUCAAAUAAAUUUAUUUUCGCUAUAAAUAGUUUGUUUACAAAAUUUAAAUCUCAGACACGGCUUUGUGUCGCGUUGCGACUAAGCCAUUUUUUUCCAAAUAAAAGCACGUAAAGUUUAAUAGUUUACCUUGAAAUAUUUUUAAACCAUAUUUUGUAGCUUGUUUGGGUUUUUUCGGAAUGCUAUCUUCUUUAAUUUUGGCAAUUUCCUCCUCUGUUACUACGGCAAAACGAGCAGCCAUUUUGAAAAAAAAACUAUAGUCACUGACCAGUGACUAUCACUUCAGAGACAGUGAAUCUUGACCAAUCAGAAUGCAGAAAAAUCAAUAGUCACCUGGAAAUUUAUACUAAACACAAAUAAUUACUUUAUGUGUCUGUGCGCUUAUUUUGAAACUAAUUUUAUCUGUGAGAGUGUUAAAACUACUAUUAGAAAAUCUAGAUUGGCAAACCAUUUUCUCGAUGUAGAAAAUGUUUCUUUCCAAUGUUCUGUUCAUUUUCUUAGAGAUCUAUGGAAUAAGCUUAUAAAUGGGAGUUGACUUGCAGUUGAGUGCAACUGCUUAUAGUGUUCGAAGAGUGCCUAUCAUGCUGGUAUCAUUUAGCAUCAACUGAAGGUUUUUUGCAGAAUGGCCAAAAAAGUUUGUUGCAGUAACUCACAGUGAAUGGUUGUCUCGGGUUUCUAGCACAUAAAUUCCAUGUCUGCCCUUAAUUGCAUUAUAUUCCAAGUCCUUUUGGAACCAUAAUUUCUUCUCAUAUAUAUGACAAAAUUUGCACUUCUGUCCUGCUUGGCAGUAAAUAUCAUAUGGACGAGAUUGCUAGAAGGUAAUAUCUCAUCCCAGUUGACAGACUGGACCUCAUUGAGAUCACGUCUGUACCUACCUACUGUAAUGUUGCCGAAACUUUAAGACAUCUUGCUGAUGAUUCAAAAAAUAGGAAGGUGAUCUGUUAUUCUCAAUAUAUUAAUCCAGCAAUAAACCAGUUUUUGGCUUACCUUUCCACCUGUGAAAACACUGUUAGUUGAUUUGAUAAAAAUGCAAUAUGCAUAAUGUUAUAAUGCUAUCUAUUAACGAGUGAACCCCGUGUUGCCAUCGUACAGUACUAACAGUAGCCUCUCUGUAAACAUCACUUAUCCUUUUUCAGUUUUCUCAAUGGAUUCAUUCAUUGUCCUGUUUGGUUUGUCUUUCAUCUUUCUACAAAUAGGAUAUGGAAAGUCUGAAAUUAGUGUGGUAAGUAUAGAAUUAACUUACUAUUGAAUAAAACAAGUCAUACAUAGUACUAUACAGCUAAGAUUAAUAGUGAUAUCACAAACAAUUAGAUAGUAAUGUCACAGACUGACUGGCUGAAGUAAUAAUUCAUUUAAGCAAUAUAGAGAUGCAUUUGUCAGAUGCUAUGGAGAUAAGUAGACAGUGUAUAGCUGACCUAAUUUGCUUAAUUCUGUUACUGUUUAUAUAUAGUCACCACCAUAUUGAUGAAAAAUGAGGUUAUUGCUUAAAAGCAAGGUUAAUUAACGGCAGAUGCAUUAUGCAUGCAUGUUGACUUCCAUUUGGGGGAAGCCCAUGAUGUCGUAUAACUGUUCGUGGCGCCCUGAUCAGAUCAAUUGUCUGUUUUUGCCUUGCCUUGUUGCAGCAAGUUGCGCUUGUUACCCCUUCGCUGUUUCCCCACCCAAUUUUUGUUUUAUUUAAACAUUGUUAGUUCAACAAGUACAAUGUAUAGACCACUAUAGAUUGUAUAUUUGCCACUGACUCGUCAGUGUGACAGGUGCCAGAGGGAUGCCUUGGCAGAAUUGUCAUGGCGAAAGUUUCUUUUGCUGUAAUUUUACUGGUUGUGCUAUAAUUGUUGCCAGCAAGACGUUGCAGCCUUCGACCACAAGUGGCACCUACCUCGAAACACUAAUACUAUGCCGUUAAAUGUCCGAUAUAAAUACAACUUGUAUAUUGUAUCAUGAUAAUAGUAUACAAGUGCACAGAUAAACAAAAGUAUGAUCUUAAUAUCAGUAGACCUCCUCAAUUUUGUGUGCAAAUUGCCCAUCGCAAUGUUUAUUACACCUUUGAGAGAUGGUUUCUUUUCAGUGUAAUGGUAUUCAGGUACAAAAACAAUUAGCAAUAUACAAUGGAAAAUUAACAAUACAACAAAAACAUUACAUGUAGAGGUCUAUUUAACCCCCCCAAAAUUACGUUUUUGCAAAAUGGUGACCGCUUUAAAUCGGCGCCUUUUGCUCUUACUUUAUUUAAGACGGUAGGAGAAGACGUCUCAAGUACGCAUAACGUUUUUGGGUUCACCCGAUAUUCUGUAAAUUAUAUUAUUCGAAUAUAGAUUAUAUAUUUUCAACGAAUUCCAUUGGCUACUGGUCUUCUUUGUUUGCGCGAUCAGAAAAUAUUGUUCAAAUUAUUUAACUUUGCUGCGAGUGUUUGCAGCUUGCUGUGAGUUAAUACUCGCUAGUACUUGCUGCGAGCUGUGAGCUGUUUUUGCGAAGAGUGGAAAAGAGCCUUGCUGUUUGUUAUCAGGGUUCGUACAAACUUUUGAAAGUCCUUGAAUUUGAAAACAAAAAUCCAAGGCCUUGAAUAUCCUUGAAUUUGUAAAGAGGUACUUGAAAGUCCUUAAAUUCCUCUUGCUUUAGUAUUGGAUAUUUUCUGAAAUUGUUUGACAUUCAAAACGGAGAUUUUGUUGAAUUGAUUUUGCAUGUUCAUGUGUGACAAAGCUAUUUGAAAUUCAUUAAAGUUGCGCCCUGUUUGAACAAUUCAACGUCACAUGUUACUGAAUCCUAAGAUUUCUAACGCCUUCUCUUCAGUAUUUUGUCCUUGAAUUUGCUGAUACAUGGUCUUGAAUGUCCUUAAAAAAUCUGUGAAUUUGACUCUUCCUGACAUGUACGAACCCUGUUUUAUUUUUGAGGUUAUUAUUAGCAGCACUAUUAUUGUUACCCUUUGUAUUAAGGAUUAUGUAAAAUAAAAUGAACUGUGUUUUCUUGUAGCAAUGGCAUAACUACACAUUUGGUCCCUGUGAUGAUGAAGAAGGACAAUUUGGGUAUUCCUAUUUGGGAACAUUUAAGGUGAGAUUAUUGCAGUUCUAUCAUUCAGUAACAAACAAACUUUCCAAAAAUUGUACUGGAUAUGAAAAACAUUCAGUUUUAUUAGUUUUCAACUGAACUGUAAGCAAUAUUGUACUGUAUAUAUAACCUGCUGAUCUUCAACAAUCAUAAGUCGCAAAAGAGCUUGGUGUCUACUGCACAGGGGUGGAAAAAAUAUUUUACUUUCGCUAGUUACGCCACUGAUGAAUGGUCUGAUCCUAAGGUGAAUAAAGAUGCUAAAAAAAGGCACUACUAGGGGACACUACCAGAGGGAUACAUGGUCCCCAGAAAAUUUUGAAGAUUAGGUGCUCCAGAUUGACUAAAAAUGCAUUUGCCAUACAAAAUUUGUUACAUUAUUCUAUAGUCUAUACAAUUACACACUAUUGUACUAUUAAGAUGGAUGCACUCAUAAUUGCAUUCCUGAGGUCAUACCCUACAGUAUAGGUAACAUUCUUUACAUUAGUUAGAAUUUUUCCUCUGAAUUUCUCCUUUUAUCUAUUAAAAUUUUUUUGGGCAAAUAUUUUCUUUAUAAAUGUUCCAUUUACUGUACUUUUUCAUCUCAGUACGAAAAUCUGAACUUCCCAAUUGAAGUUAGUGUUUAUGUUAUCAUUGUUUCCACAGGGAAUGAUUUAUGUUGCAAAUCCAAGUGAAGCUUGCAGACCAGUAGACCCACCUUUCCCAAAAAGUGGACAAAAUUAUUUUCUAUUAGUUGAUGAUGGGGGAUGUAGUUAUUAUGACAAGGUAUUUGUUAUUUGUUGCUGUAAACACAUUGUUUAUCAUUGAUAGUUGUUGGAUAACUGACUGUUGAAUAUUAUAUAUCUGUGUUAAAGUGGGAUUUAAGUGUAAGCUGCUACAUGUAACAAUUGUAGCAAAAUUUUAUACCGUAAUAUACUAUUGACUUACUUAGGGCCUGUUUUAUAUGUUAUCCAAGUUACGCAGGGCAGGACCAACGUUUACACCCCACAUAUAGCUGGGAAACUUAUUUAGGAAGGAUAGUGUAUGAAUGGACAAAAACACUGCCAGUAGAAUGAUAUAUUGUGCCAUGUUUUCGCUGAAAAUAAUAUAGGCGAGGUUAUAGGUAUGCUUAGAAGGCAUGUUCACCCCACCUGGCCGGGAUAGAGUAGCAUACGGGGGAAACCCUAGUUUCGAAACGUGUUUAUGUUUUAUUUGGGGUCUACACCGACUAAGACAGAGUGAUCCCAGCAACAUGCAUGUCAGAUUUUAUCCAGGCAGAAUCUGAGAACAGUGGUGGGAAUAUAUAAGCAUGAGGUAGAACUUUUAUAUUACGAGGGCCUGGGAUCAUUGUUAUACACUUUGUGAUCGGCUGAGAGUAGACCUAGACGGCCAUAAUCGUCAUUUUGCUCAGAACAUGGAAAAUGGUCAGUGGUCGACUAUUAUAUAGCACCCUGUUAGUUAAUAUUUUAUCAGGUUAUCUUUCCUUUCUUCCAUUUUAGUUAAAAAAUGCACAGAAUGCUGGAUAUAGUGUUGCAAUUGUCAGAAGUUUGACUUCCAAUAGCUUGAUAACUAUGAAAGGUUCGUUAUCACUUUGAAUUUUGUGUAAAAAGAUCAAUCAAGACAUACCAAACUAUAUGAUUGCCUCCAUUAUAUGCAUUCGGCAAUUGAACACGAAUUUACCGCAGGCGCAAUAAAGAGAUGGUUUAUUAAUUGUCGGUAAAUAUACUACCAACAUUUCUGCAGGUGAUGACGAGUGCCAUUAAUAUUAGGUGUAACAGAUUCCAGAAGUAGAACAGUACGAGUGAAAUUUGCUUAAGGCACAGUUCAGCAUUUUGGAUGAUGGGUUUUAAGGCGCGUUACAACCCUUUUAAUUGAAAAACUAACUAGGAAAAUCAAUUAAGCAUAAUUCAAGAUCAGUGAUCUCAAUGUUUUUAACAUUUUUAAUGUUAAAAACAUUGAGUUCACUGAUUUUGAAUUAUGCUUAAUUGAUUUUCCUAGUUAGUUUUUUAAAUUAAAAGGGUUGUAAUGCGCCUUAAAAACCAUCAAUCAAAAGGCUGAACUGUGUUUAAAUUGCACGAGUCGCUUGUUUAUUAUUUGCAUGACAAAAUUACAAAUUUUACUCACCCAUGCCUUUCAGCCUUUUAAAACGCACUGCACUAUUCUUUUACUUGAAAACAUUAUUUUUGGAUUGGAAUUUUAUUCAAUUAAUAAAGCUCCUGAAAUUGAAAAGAAGCAUAAUAGGAAAUUACACGGUUCUCGAAGUAUUAAUGAAAAAUCGCGGUCGCAUUUGGCGAAAUACUUGACAACAGAAGUGGAAGUGCAACACUUUUCUUUUUGACUCAUGUGACGAAUAGAUUUUGCUGUUGUAUGUUGAGUUAUACAUACACAGUAUGACGUCAUAACGUGAUAAGAACAAACAAUUGGCAACGAGCCACCCGGACAAGUCUCUGAUAUUCUUACCGCGUUACGGUCGGACACCUUCAAUUUGAGAUAUGGUAUAAUUUCAAUUUAUUUUUCAUUGAAUUCUAGGUUCUCGAAUUGAUAUACUUGGUUUGUACGUAGGAAAGGUAUGCGUGUAGUUUAUAUAACUGAGCUUUAAUUAAGCAAUUAGUCACUGAUCUUUUAAGAAUCUUGUUUAUAUCUGUGGAAAAGUCGCGAGAGAUUUGAGAAUCACAGAGCCGGUAGUUUUUAAAUAUCGAUAUAAACACUCAAUCUGGACUUGAGUUUUGAAACUUAAUCGUUCCAUUAAAAGUUGAAACUUGCAGUAAAAAUGAAGUUGGUUAAAUUUGUGACGUGGAAAAAUUUUCCCGUUGGAAACCCAACAAGUAUACAAGGUCAGAAAAGACGAAUAUACCGCUUGCAAUUCUUUUUCAGAGCCCAGCUGUUUAGGUAUAAGCUAAAAAUCCUAAAAAACCUCUGCGAAAAUAUUUAAGUUUAAGUGUUUAACGACAUAGAUGCCUGUAAUGACCAGACCAUUAUCACUGAUUUUUGUCCAUUCCCAACCUAAGUUUAGUUCAAAUUAGUACUAUUCUUUAAUUGUGAUGUAUUGUAUAUAUGCAUUAAAUAUUUUUAGAAUACUGGUGAAGUUUUACAAAAAUACAACGUUUCAACAAAGUAUGUUCGUUCUUCAGUUUUGAUUUACUAUUUAGAUUUUUAAGUGUAAAUGACGUAAUCUGUUUAUAAGGCGGUUUAAAGACUAAUACUUUAGGGACCUUAAUUUAAACAAGUAGGAGGCAAUGCGACAACGACGACUAUUAAUACAAUGAAAUAUUGAAUGUGUCGAUGGAGUUUUAGACGCCAUACUGCCAUCACGGGUAACCAUUUGAGCAAUGAGAAGUGGUACUCCAAAUUGGAAGAACCCUUGUCAACCUUUAAAUAUAGCCUCUUACUUUUAACGUAUACUAGUACGUUUCGAUUCUGUAUGGUUGAAUUGAAAAACGGCCUUUACGUGGCAAGUUUCUUACCUCAUGAAUUUUUGAAUUGCUUUAUUUCGCCGAACGGAAUUUGUCAUCAUAUAGAAUCGUUUGUUAGAAUAAUUUGUAAAAUGAUAUAUGCACUGUAUGCAAAUCAGUCGUUAUUGAUUGCAGAGAGAUAUUGAAACUCACACUACUUGUGACCGUGACGACAAAACCAAAAACUAAAAUCAGAGCAAACCUCUUCCUGAAUUUUUAUUAAUAGUGAUAUUUAUCUUCUCUUUAAAGUGCUGUGGCCAGCAUUCAUGUGGACCUCAAGUUCAAUUUUGAGAUCUACCUCAUUCCGUUGUUAAUUAUUAUUGGGAUAUGUUUCAUGUUAAUGCUUCUCUUUCUGGUAAGUACGCCUCGCUUCUUUUUCUGCGUGACUGCAAUGUUUCUUAAUAAUCUUUCAUAGCACUUUUCGGAAGAUCGUGUCGAUCAUGCAUGCAGAAAACACAAGCUGUAUACUCUAUAUCCAUGCGGUGCCUGUAAGUACAGUAUCUGAGUCUAUGCGCCAAUUUGCCACGCGUUUAAAAGAACAUCAAAAGGCUGUUUUAUCUUUAAACAAGGGGAAAUCAACUUUAGCAGAACAUGUAUGUGAAACCAAUUAGUAUGCGAUUAAAACGGACCAAAGACGUUGCCUAUAGGAGCGUGGUAUAAGAACAUGAAUCAUGACGGUAGUUAUUUAUCUCCACCGUGUUGGGAGGUGAUGUAUAUAAGAAGCCACGUUGGGGCAUCAGGUCACCCCUGAUGAAGACACCGGCUAGAAUGUCGAAACGUUGGGUCGUGAUUCGUGAAUGCAAUGCGACUGGGCUCUGCAUUUAUUUAAUUAUUGCUACUCAAGUUUCACGCCUUAUUCAAGACGAUCUUCGGGCAAUUAAUUCAGUUAGUGUUUUAUUCGUCAACAUCAACGGUCGGUCGCUGACGCGGAGGUUUGUCUUUCGUCAUCGGUUUGAAUUUGCACGCGCGGUACUUAUAAUGUAGAAUAAUGAAAAAAAUUUCUCAAACUCAAAUUUUGUGAACCAGGGGGGUGUGUCUUUUCCAACAAACUAAAAAUGGCUCGCGCACAAAAUUUAAAAGUUGUAAUCAUAUUUUGAGUUAAUAGAUGGAAACUUUGUUGGGUUUUUAAUUACUUUAACAACUUUUAAAUUUUGUGCGCGAGCCAUUUUUAGUUUGUUGAAAAGACCCCUGGUUCACAAAAUUUGAGUUCAAAAAUUUUUUUUCAUUAUCUACAUUAUAAGUACCCAAAGAAGCUAUGUAUAUAAAAAACCGGAUACAAAUAGGUGUUUUGCGAAAUUGAGAGCAAUUUCAAAUCUUUUCAGUUUUUUUUAUACACUCUGUAUACCGUACCCAAAAGUUUCUCAAUAAGAUAUUCAAUUUGUUGCAACUGAUGUUUAUAACUUCCUGACGAAGAGCCUUCGCUCGAAACGGCGAAGUUCUUCUCCUUGUAUUUUUCAGGUAGUUGUAUCCCUAUCAAUCUGAAGCUUUCUCGUUUAUAUUUUUUGUCAUCAUGUUAUUAGGAUUUUCUAAUUCUCUUUACACACAGGACCGGAUGAAUUCGGAACCGUACUCCUAUUUUCACGAGUUCGUCUGAAACUGCACGUGAACUAACCCAGGCCUGGCUAACCGUGCGAAUUUGCGUGUGAACAAAAGGAAUGAAUUUGCAUACACUUCCGAAUUCGUUCGGUGUCGUGUGUCGUAUAGUCUCAAUAUAACAUCAGUUCACAUGAGCAAAUCCCAAGGAAAUGCAUACAAAUCACUUGAUUGGAUUUUUUGCAUGAGAAUUGUAACAUUGUGUUGAAUACUGUUCUAUAGGGUGUUAAGUAUUGGAGAGCGAGAUUACAUGAACGUCGAAGUCGUUUAACUCCUGCUAAUUUAAAGAAGAUACCAACUAGGAAAUUUAAAGAAGGUAAUGUCAACCUUGAUCGAAAUUUAGACACUAAAUAUUUUACAGGCCUUAAAAUAUCUGUCGGUCACGGACAUUGUCCGACACAUUCGUGAAAUUGUCCGAUGUAGUGAGGAAACUACCGGACAUUCUGUCCGACCUAAGUGAAACUGAGGUUUAUUGUUUGUCCGACCCGAGUGAAGUGGUGUCUGGUGGAACUUUGUCCAACGUUUGUUUGUUAAAUGGAGAAUCGGAGUAAUGUAUAAAAAGUGAACUGGAAAUAUGUAAUCAAGUGCGGAUUUUCACCGUGGCGUUUGGAAAUUCAUUGCCAAGAUUCAGAAGACUUUUACAAAUUGUGCUGAUAUUAAUUUGUGUCUGCAUUCAUACUUAUUUCCAAGCCAAACUGAACUCAAAGUCAUCGGACAUCACAAUAUAUGUCCGACCCAAACUUAAAGUCAUCGAACGUUUUGUCAGACGGUUCUCUGACCGAUAUUUUCAGACCUGGGUAUUUUGUGUACUUUUGUCAAACAGUUCUUGCGAGUUACAUGUGCAUAGCCAUACCAAUUCUCAUAAAACUGACGAUUCCGGCGCAAAGGUUGGUUUGGUGAAGAUUGGAAUUUUGAAGUUUAGUAAUAUUUUUUCUAGUAAAGAAAUGCGUGUUUUUAGACAAAUAACUAAAUGAUGAGCCAACUAAUCGGCAAUGCCGAUCGAUUAUUUCGAAAUUUUAUGAAAACUGACGUUUUCAUGUUUUUGUUGAUCCUCUUCACUCAGUGAAUGCAUGCAUGCGUGGCUGUUUUUAUUGCAAGGCGGCGAAGGCACAGCCAGCGUUAAAGGUACACACACUUGGCGCGUUUUUGCAAUACAACAAUUGUUCAAAAAGCAAAUAAAACUGUCUAUGAAUAAAAAUUCAGAAGCUAUGCAGACCGUAUAUAUGCAUAUAUUGCUCCAGCGCUCCAAUUAUUAUAUCAAAAGUAAUUAUGUUUCUUUCGGUUUCUAUAAACUGAAAAAUUUCGCUUCGUUGCUGUAUCACGUUCACAUUUCAAAAUUAUUGUGUGACGUUCUUUGAUAAGCAGAUACUGUAGUGUAGGUUGCGUUUGUACAAACAGAGACUGACAAAAACAUGAUUCUAUGGAACCGUGGUGUUUUUACUUUCUAUUUGACUUUCUAUGUCUUUUAAAUUUUGUUGAUGUUAGGCGAUGAUUACGAUCUGUGUGCGAUAUGUUUGGAAGAUUACAAACUGGGAGAAAAGUUGCGCGUGCUUCCAUGUCAUCAUGGUAAGUUCUUAUUGUCCUUCAUGUUUUCUUCACGUCCUUUCAUAUCUCUUGUUUGAAGGUGACCACGAGAUAUUCGAAAUGUAGAGACGACGUUGCACUGAUUCAAAAUGUGCUCGAGCGUUGUUCUUUUCACUGACUUUGAAUAUUCCAGUUUCCUCGUGCAAGUGAUGCUAAAAGUUCCAAAUUUUCUAUUUGCCACCCAAAACGAAUUUCGUCCAGGGCUCGAAAUAGGAAAACGGCCUGACAUGUUUCUGGCAGACCAAAUUAAUUACUGCCUGCUGUUACUGUUAAUUUUCAUUUCUAUUUUGUUGAUCUAUUUCUACAUAAUGUAGCAUGACUAUUAAUUUAUCAGAACAAGUAUCGGAAGUUUUCUAUUGUAUACAUUACUCAAGCUUAAUUUUGUUUUGAAAUUAACAAACUUUGCAGGUCAAAUUUGAAUUUGCAUCUCAAAAUUAUUUUUGCCUGUGAGGUUGAAAUAUGAUCUGCUUUUGCCAUUGGGCCACUUUCCUUAUAGCGAUGCCCGCUGUGCAUGGCGGUAGGAGUCGUCACUUUGCAAUCGAACGACAUCGCGACUGUGGGAGCGAGCGACUUUGUUUUGAAGAUGAAACGGGCAUGGUGUAUUCGGGAAUUAGUAAAAGUAAACUUAUUCAGAUCGAGCAGGCUUUAAAAUAUGGCCAAAGAGACGCUUGGUCUUUGGAUGAAACCUUCGAAUAUCAAAUUCACAAGCUUAAAAUGGCAUUUAGAAAUUUAUCGAAUCCAAAUAACUUAGAGAUUCAGUACAAACAACCGUCAGUGAAAGUUAAUUUUGACAAAAAAAUUUACGAUCUUAAUUUAAAACGCGAAUUGACUUGUUUUUGUUCGUGAGGUCACUAUUUUGCAAAAAAACAUUUUGCGAAACUUUAUUCACAUGUCACCUCCUUGGCUCCUUGCCAAUGCAUUUUCUUCGCCAUUAUUAAAUACAGUGAAUACACGCAACGCCAUGAAAUUACAUGUACAAGUAGUUAAGAGCUCUCUUGUUAUUUUCCUGGGGAUAAAAGUUAUCGAUGGAUGCAAAAAGUUGUAAUCCGCCAUUUCAUCUUCAAAACAAAAUCGCUCCCUCUACAGUCGCCAUGUCGUUCGAUUGCAAAGUGGCAACUCCUACCGUCAUGCGUAGCGGGCAUCGCUAUAAGGCAAAUGGCCCAGUGAUCCAUCUGCGCCGCUCUUCCGGUUUUCAAGUUUUUGGUUGCAAGUCUAAAAACAUAAUUUUUUGUAUAGCUUAUCACAGCAAGUGUGUAGACCCUUGGUUAACGAAUGGCAAAAAAACGUGCCCGGUGUGCAAGCAACCAGUGGAGAAACACGAGUCAAAGGAUGGUCCUCCAACAAGUGCCCAUGUUGAUGCUAAUGAAACAACACCAUUGCUGAGUGAAAAUCCACCAUCAACUAGUCAUCAAGCCACGGAUAUUAUCUCAACCGCUGAACUUGUGUGAUUUUUAUGUGUAUAGAUGUAGCAUUCUGAGGGACUUUUCAAAAAUUUUCUUACCUAUUGAUGUAUAAAUAAACAGUAGAUAGGGAUAAUAAUUAGUUUUAAUUCGCGUUGAGUUUGUAUGAUUUGUAGAGUCCCUUGACCUGGCCGUUGAGGUUGAUGAACAAGAAAUGCAGUAAUAAUAGUCUAAUAAUAAGACAUAUAUAUAAGAUCGAUUCCUCGCAUAUUAGAAUGAGUUCGAUUGUUCGAAGCUUUAUAUCUUACUUUUAGUUUAUUGUUAAAUACGUAGAAUGUAAUUUAUGAAAAGGGUAACCGUUUCGCAUCAGCUGAUAUGAAUGUGAGCGAAGAGACUGGAACUAGCAACAAAUAUAAAGACCUUCAAAAAUGUAAAAAUUUUCUGGGGGAGGACCCCAGACCCCUCUUUUCUUCCGAAACUUA
Paramuricea clavata is the source of this 24056-nucleotide messenger RNA. Lineage: Eukaryota; Metazoa; Cnidaria; Anthozoa; Malacalcyonacea; Plexauridae. The record is from the annotation of a GenBank genome assembly.